UCACUUCCUGGAGAGUGUUUGUGCUGCUGCUUGAUUUUGUGUCUUGAGUGUGUCGUGGAGUGUUUGUGUUGUUGAAUCUUUCAGACUCGCAGUUUUCGCUCUGUAUGAUGGUUUAUUGUGGUGUCGGUGUGUGUCCGCACUGACCGCUGCUGUCGCUCUGGUAUGGAGUCUCCAGUGGUGGAUGAUGACAUCUGUAUCCUGAAGCAUGAGACGGCGUACGGGCCGCCCGAGAGCCCCGUGUCCGUGUGCGCCGGGGACGAGUCGGUGGCGUCUCACUUCGCUCUGGUCACCGCGUACGAGGACAUCAAGAAGAGACUCAGAGACACGGAGAAGGAGAACGGACUGCUGCGCCGGAGAGUCAAACAACUGGAGGACAAGAAUUUCCGUCCUGAAGCGCCUCCGUCUGAAGGGCCUCAGUACAUGAACAAAGCCUUCAGUGCGUACCGCGGCAUCUACAUAGAGAAGGAGGACUUACAGAUGGAGCUCAAUAAAGUGAAAAAAGAGAAGCAGGAUGUGGAGAGGAUCCUGACGGAACAGCUGCAGGCCAGAGAGCUGGAGCUGCUGCAACUCAGAUCAGAGAUGGAGACGAGCCAAGUGAUGAAGAGUCUGACCGAUACGGCCGAUUACUGGCAGGUGGACAGACGCAGCAGUGACAUGAAGACCAACUCACUGCUGGAGCAGCUGGAGCGGUUACAGAUCGAGAACAACGCGCUGCACAGACUCUGCAGGGCCGGACAGGAUAUUUCUGAAAACUGUGUAAUUGAUGGUGAUCCAUCUCAUGAAGCUCUGACAGAUUUCAGGACGAUGGCGAUCGUUCAGUCGUAUCGGGACGUCCUCAGUGAAGUGUCCCGUUUGCAGUCGACCGUCCGCUCUCAGUCGGAGCUGCUGAGGAAGAUGAGAGAGAGACCAGCGCCGCUCGUCUUCAGAAGAGCUGCUUCAACUGUUCCAGUGCAGUGCCUGGACGACGUGCAGAGGAACAGUGAGCCGGCGAGAGCCGUCGUCCCUCGUCCUCCCAGCGCGCCUCCGCUGCCCUCGGCGUCCGACGGCCCGCAGGACCCCUGGGCCAUCCCGCGUCCGGCUCCGCUGGGCAGCCCCGGCGUUCGGCUCAAUCCCCCUCCGCGCAUGAGCUCGCUGGACGACAGCUCCUGGUCCUUCCCCAGCCCUCCCCGACCCAGCGACGCCCUGUUCUGGGACCAAACCAAGCCCAAGAGCCCCGCCGGCGACUGGGCCCAACCGUACUGAGUCCCGUCCCGCCACACCGCACCUUACCUGCCUUAACACACGUCCCUCUCUGGAUGAGCAAAUACCUCGAGCGGACCGGGACGGAGACACCCGAGCGGGACGCCGGACGCUUGAACGGACGCGUUCCUGACGUGUAUUUGUGAUUCACUAUCUCCUAUAGGCUUGUGUUCAUCUCCUCGGUCGAGUCGAUUCUAUUAACCGUAACGGAUGCCGUCUUGUAUUAUGAACGUGCAAAGGGAAGGUUUUAGUAGUUGAAGCACUCCUCGAAAGUUGUUUCUUUAGAAACGCGUCUGUCGUGUGUUUAUGCCCGUACCAUACUGCUCUUCAAACCCCAAACCAGAGAAAACGAUGUUUUGGUGUUUAGAUUUAGUCAAUAAA
Labeo rohita (rohu) is the source of this 1620-nucleotide messenger RNA. RefSeq names its product 5-azacytidine induced 2 (gene azi2). The record is from RefSeq and is a predicted model, not a curated record. Bases 163 to 1242 code for a protein of 359 amino acids. The transcript has 8 exons. Gene Ontology annotation, biological process: canonical NF-kappaB signal transduction. NCBI's taxonomy places the organism in Eukaryota, Metazoa, Chordata, Actinopteri, Cypriniformes, Cyprinidae. Gene Ontology annotation, cellular component: cytoplasm.